Botrytis byssoidea is the source of this 1962-nucleotide messenger RNA. RefSeq lists its product as uncharacterized. The transcript is spliced from 2 exons. Lineage: Eukaryota; Fungi; Ascomycota; Leotiomycetes; Helotiales; Sclerotiniaceae. The record is from RefSeq and is a predicted model, not a curated record. The coding region runs from base 1 to 1962 and encodes 653 amino acids.
AUGGCAAGUAUAACUUUGCGCAAGAGAUUAGCAGUUCUAUUUACUGUUUCAAUCUUCACCAUCGCUCUGAUAUAUUAUUGGAGACUUCAAUAUUCACCUCAAAUCUCAGAGGAAAGAUUGCGUCCAAAGCCCAUAAUCCCGGAAAAGCCUGGCCUUAUCAAGGAGCCACCUGAUCAUGAUGGUACAAAGCUUCAAUACUCAACAGCCUCCAUUGAUACAAGCACAUCAAUCAAUACCAUGGCACAAACCUCCGCUACUCCAACCCCUUCCUCCAUUAUUUCGUCAAGCCCGAAUGUUACAAUUCCACAGGGAACGUAUAUAGGAAAACAAACAUCGAAAUACCCACAAGUCCUUGAAGAGUUUCUUGGAAUUCCUUAUGCAUUGCCACCAACAGAAGAUCUUAGGUUUCGACCUCCUGUCCCGGUGAAUGCAUCAACAGCAACUUUUGACGCCACAAAACCCGCAUCAAGAUGUAUGUCCGGUCCAGACAAUCAACCUCAGAGCGAGGAUUGUCUUCAUCUGAAUAUUCAUCGUUUCAAGAGCACCACGAAUUCAUCAAACGAAAAAUUGCCAGUUUUGGUGCAUGUUCAUGGAGGAGCUUUCAAUUUUGGGUAUGCAAAUGAUAGGGGAAUAGCAUCUCUGGUGGGUUGGUCUAAACAACCUUUGAUUGCAGUCACAUUUGAGUAUAGAGUAGGGGCUCUGGGCUUUUUGCCAUCGAGGUUAAUGGCUGAAGAGAAGGCUUUGAAUUUGGGCUUGAAAGACCAGAAGUUGUUGUUGGAAUGGGUCCAGAAAUAUAUUUCAAGCUUUGGCGGUGAUCCAGAAAACGUUACUUUGAUGGGUCCCUCGGCUGGAGCUCAUUCUAUUGGUCAUCAUUUAAUGAACAAUGAUGACUCCCCUUCCCUCUUUGCUAAAGCAAUCAUUGAAUCUGGGGGACCAACAGCCCGCGCUGUCUAUUCUUACGAUAACCCCCUCCAUGAGACUCAAUUCUCAGAAUUCCUGGAUAAACUUGAGCUUUCUAGCACCCCACGUGCCGAUAUUCUUUCGAAACUUCGCAGUCUUCCUGUUUCAUCCAUCAAAGCUGCCUCGCAGCAAAUCUUUGAAUCUUAUAAUCCCUCUCUUCGUUGGCCCUUCCAACCAUGCAUCGAUGGACCUGGUGAAGAUAGUAUCAUUCCAAUGCCCCCAAUUGAGGCCUUUUUAAAUAACACAUACCGUCACAUCCCCAUUCUUACUGGUUACAACACCAAUGAGGGGUCUAUUUUCGUCCCUAAAACCGUUGAUAAAGCAGGUUCCUUCCUCGAUUUCUUCCACGUACUCCUACCCACUCUCCCUAUGGAAGAUCUCUCAAUUAUCGACUCCCUCUACCCAAAUCCUGAAUACAACCCAGACUCUCCAUACGCCUUCAAUAACACUGCUCUUGAAGUGGGGAAUCAAUAUCGACGCCUUGAUAAAGCAUAUGGAGAUUAUGCGUACAUAAGUCCUGUGCGUCAAACUGCCUAUUUUGCUUCCGGGGAACAUUCCUAUGAGCACUCUCCCUCAAAUUCAAGUUUACCUAAAUCAGCACCAGUCUAUCUCUACGAAUUCUCAGUUAAUAGUAGUGUCCUUCAUGGUGCCUCUCACGGUUCUCAAUACCCCUUUCCUGCAUACGCAUCCCAGGUAGUCGAUAAAUCCACAACGACGAAAGAAAUAGCAGGCUUGAUGCAUGCUUAUUGGACGUCCUUCAUAAUAUCUCCGACAGGAAAUCCAAAUGCAAUCCCGGGUAGAUAUCCGACUCGUAUGGUGUGGCCAGAAUACAAGGGUGGGGAAGGGAAACGACAAAAAUUGAUUUUCGGAAGAGGAAAUGAUGAGAUUGCGGGGGGUAAGGAAAAAGGCGUGGUGGUAGAGAUUGAAGAGGAUAGGAAGGAAAGAGUGGAGAAGGAAGCUUGUGGAUUUUGGUGGAAGAGAGUGAAGUUGUGGGAAAGUUGA